Scomber japonicus (chub mackerel) is the source of this 6046-nucleotide messenger RNA. Its product is annotated as tensin-3-like. The transcript is spliced from 27 exons. Gene Ontology annotation, molecular function: protein binding; phosphatase activity. Bases 374 to 4543 code for a protein of 1389 amino acids. The record is from RefSeq and is a predicted model, not a curated record. Gene Ontology annotation, biological process: dephosphorylation. Lineage: Eukaryota; Metazoa; Chordata; Actinopteri; Scombriformes; Scombridae.
GCGGCUGCAACUGCAGCCUGGACUGGAAGAAGUGCGCCCGGGGAGGCUGAGCAGCAGCAACAGGCAACGGGAGAAACUGCAGUUCAGGAUCCGAGUAAGGGCUUCCAUUUUAUCACCGACAGCCACAGAAAAUACCGAGGAACGCCGCGUCCAGCUGGGACAAAGUGAGCUCAUAGAAGCGCCUCUGAGAGCACAUUCCAGCAAAGGAAAAUGAGCCUCUCAGCCUUCACCAAGCCUAUGACGGGCUGAGGGCUCUUUGACUCAGGACUUUAUCCUCUUUUAGCAGCUCUGAUUGACAAAGGGAAUCAGGGGGGAGAAAAAGAAGAAUCAAAAUACUCGCUUUCAUUUUGAGAAGGAAGGCUCCAGAUUCAAGAUGGAGGAGGGAUAUGAACUCGACCUGACGUACAUCACAGAGCGCAUCAUUGCUGUGUUCUUCCCUCGGGGAUGUUCAGAGGAGAUCUACUCACAUAACCUGAAGGAUGUCACGAGAAUGCUCAAGUCCAAGCAUGCAGACAAUUACCUGAUUAUCAACCUGUCAGAGAAAAGACAUGAUCUCUCCAGAAUGAACCCAAAGACCCUGGAUACAGGCUGGCCAGACUGCCAUGCUCCACCUCUGGAUAAGAUCUGCACCAUCUGUAAGGCCAUGGAGAGCUGGCUCAAUGCUGACCCUCUACAUGUGGUGGUUAUACACUGCAGGGGUGGCAAGGGUCGAAUCGGUGUUGUCAUUUCAUCCUUUGUGCAUUUCACAGAUGUGUCAGCCAGUGCUGAUCAGGCGUUGGACCGCUUCGCAAUGAGGAAAUACUACGAUGAUAAGGUCUCAGCUCUGAUGACACCUUCGCAGAAACGAUAUGUUUGGAUCCUCAACAGUCUUCUAAGUGGAUCCAUGAAGAUCAACACCUCCCCCCUAUUCCUGCACUGCAUCAUUGUUCAUGGGAUGCCAAACUUCGACUCCACUGGAGUAUGUCGACCUUACAUCAAAGUCUACCAGGGAAUGCAAGCAGUGUAUUCAUCUGGAGUCUAUCACAUUGGUCCAGGCCACAGAGGCCGUGUAUGCAUCACGCUGGAGCCUGCACAGCUUCUAAAAGGGGACAUCAUGAUUAAAUGUUAUCACAAGAGUGACAUUUCUUCGGAGCGUGAAGUUAUUUUCCGGCUGCAGUUCCACACGGGAGCAGUGCAGGGCUACAACCUGAUGUUUGAAAAAGAGGACAUGGAGACUGCCAACAAAGAUCCCAGAUUUCCAGAUUAUGGUAAGGUGGAGCUGGUUUUCUCCGAGGGACCAGAGAAGAUACCAGGUCCUGACAGGUGGCAAAACGGGGCAGAUGUUAUUGUGGACUACAACACAGCAGAUUCUCUAACCCGCUGGGACUCCUACCAGAACAUCUGUGAUGGUGAAGCGCCACGCUCUCAAGGCCUAACCCAGGACAAAGCAGCUAACAAGCGGAGCACCAACGGAGGAGAAGCCACGCUGGGCCGAGGGGCCCGCACGACCUCCGCCACCUCCAGCCCUGAUCACAGCGACCACGCCCUCUCUGUCAGCAGUGACUCUGGCCUGUCUAGCACUUCUUUGUGGGCAGACAGACCUACACCUAUUACCACCACCACUGCCACCAUCAAGCCCAACCACGGUCCCAGCCAGCAGGAAAAGGUCCAACUGAAGCGCCUUCUAAGUGGCUUUGGUGUUGAGGACCCCUCAGUGGAGGAAAUGGAUGAUCAAGGCCCUAGAGUGGGCAUGCAGCAGAUAGUCCCAGCACAAGUGCACAUCAACGGGGAUCCCCGUCCCCGAGAGAGAGAAACUGACAUCUUAGAUGAUGAGGUCAUCACAGGUCAUGAUCUGCACAGUGUGGACAGUUUAGGGACCUUGUCAUCUUCCUGCCACAAGAGCAGCCAGAACUCCCUUCUAUCAGAUGGCUUUGGGAGUCCUGGAGUAGAGGAGCAGCAAAGCCAAAGCCAGCACCACCAUCUCCACCACCCUGGACCUCCUCCCAUGGAGGAGUAUGACAGAGCCUAUGCUGAGGCUAGAAGGGGUUGUCUAAGCUCCAGGAGCAACUCUGUGCCCUUGUCUAAUCCCAGCAGUGCUUCUAUGCCAAAGCAGCAUGUGUACAGACAGGGAAGCUAUUCGACACAGUCCUGGGUCCGCCAGCAACAGAUGGUUGCUGCACAACAGUUUAUUUACAUGCCAGAGGAUGGAAAUGAUACAGAAAGAUACCCAGGGAACAAACAAGGGAGCAGUUCACCCAAAGCUGGACUGUUGACCGAGCCACAGGUCCCCACUAGGGACACGACAGCGGAUGCUCUGCGAGACACCGCGCCUCACAAAGAACAGGCAACACUAAACAAUAACAACAACAACAAACGGGACGAAGAGUUCAAAUCUCUAACGAUAGACAUUGACAACUCCAUCGACCAGCUCAACCAGCUGAUCAUGGACCUGGAUCACGCAUUCGUGCCGGUAUCGAGCCACACCAGCUCCAUUAAGAGGAACGGUGGGGCACACGUGAACGGCUCAGUCACCAAAUGCUCAAACGGCAUCAAUAUCAGAUUCAACGAUAAUAAUGCAGCAACGCUGAAAAACAUGCAGCAGACAGCUGUCCAGUCCAGUGAAGGACAUGGAGUUGUCACACGGACUCUGAGUCAUCAAGGAAGUGAUGUCACAGAUCACCCAGGCUUCUGUGGCUCCGGUUGGGGUGGGGCAGAGGAGUACAGGGGUCAGCGGACGUACUCUUCCUGUGUACCACAGUCCCAGCAUCCCAUGUUAUAUAGGACUAACAGCGCUGACUACAGGGGCCAGGGCCCGGACAUUGACAUCGGGGUUGAGGCUGGUAGUGACAUGACUCCACCUACACCCGCCUUCCCUAUCUCACCGCCUACACCUUAUGUGAAAAAUAUAUCAGAAUUGAAUAUCCUCAGGCAAACUCCAUCUCCCAGCAUGCAGUCCUAUGGAGGCUACAGAACAGACCAUGAACCCAGGGGAUAUUCAGAGAUGAUGAGUCAUGUUGGAGUUCACAGUUUGCCAGACUCCUCCGUCAACUGCCACAGGACGCUGAAUGCUACACACUCUGCCCCCAUUGUUGGGACCUUUCAGCGGACAGAAAGCUCAUCAAUAAACCAGUCUUGGCCAGAGCAUCCCGUCCUGAGCUGCCACCCGUCUCUGAGCAGCUACCCCUCUGCCAGACAAGCACCGCCACACUCCAUGUCACUGGACUAUGGCCACCACUCUCCUCCACUGCACCACCCUCACAUCCACCCUGCCCCCAAUGCCCACAGCUCACCUCGAAGCAGCCAGCGAAGCCGCAUGGCUCGCUACGCUCUCAGCCGCAGUCCUGCUCAAAGCUUUGAUGAGCAGGAGGACGACUCGGGUCUCGGUUAUGGCAUAGACUGUCCCACCUCCGCCUCCUCUCUGUUGGGCAACGGAGGCAUGAAAAGGGAUCUUCUCAACUCCUUGGAUGGGAAUCAGAAUCAGUCACAGCCACCCCAGAUUCAGCCCCCCCUUCUGCCUGAGAAGAAGAGGGCAUCAGAUGGGGAGCAUUCACUGGGAACUGCCUCUCCAGCUCUCAGUGGGUUCUCAAGUCCCCACAGUGGGAGCUCCCUGAGUAUUCCUUUCCCCAACGUCUUGCCUGACCUCUCAUCUCAGAUGCCAGGCACAGCCUCACCUCUGCCAGAUGUACUGGCCAGCAAGCAGGUUACUGUAAAAUUUGUGCAGGACACAUCAAAAUUCUGGUAUAAGCCAGAUAUCUCAAGGGAUCAAGCCAUUUCAGUCUUAAAGGACAAAGAGCCUGGAUGCUUUAUCGUGCGGGACAGCCAUUCCUUCAGAGGGGCCUACGGGUUGGCAAUGAAGGUGGCUACACCCCCACCCUCAGUUCUCCAACAGACCAAGAAAGGUGGAGAUCUAUCCAAUGAAUUAGUACGCCACUUCCUGAUUGAGUGUACACAGAAAGGGGUUCGGUUGAAGGGUUGCCCCAAUGAGCCCUAUUUUGGAAGCUUAACUGCGCUGGUCUGCCAACAUUCAAUCACACCCUUGGCUCUACCCUGUAAACUUAUUAUACCAGACAGAGAUCCUUUAGAAGAUGUUGUGGAGAAUACUUCACAAUCAGUUACCAACUCUGCUGCUGAGCUGCUUAAACAGGGAGCAGCCUGUAAUGUGUGGUACCUGGGCUCCGUGGAGAUGGAGUCUCUGACAGGUGUCCAGGCGGUGCAGAAAGCCACAACUAUGACUCUGAGCUCCAACCCCCUACCAACUUCUACCGUGGUCCACUUCAAGGUGUCCUUACAGGGCAUCACUCUCACCGAUAACCAGAGGAAGCUCUUCUUCAGGAGGCAUUACAAUGUCAAUACAGUCAUAUUUUGUGCAUUGGACCCUCAAGAUAGAAAGUGGAAAAAAGAUGGCUGCCCUUCAGCAAAGAUCUUUGGCUUUGUGGCAAGGAAAACUGGCACUUCCAUGGACAAUAUAUGCCACCUGUUUGCGGAGCACGACCCUGAGCAGCCAGCAAGUGCCAUUGUCAACUUUGUGUCCAAGGUGAUGAUUGGCUCGCAGAAGAGUAAGUAGGCCUGCUUCAAACUGAGCUGAUCUCCUGGAGAGACUGGAAACAAGAAAUAGAAGACUUAAGGCCAGAUGCUAACUGAGGACUUUUUAUGAAAUUUAAAGACUGAAGAUGGCGAUUGCGUGGAUACUGAUUCUGGAUAUUAACUGGAUGUUACAUUCAAAAUGAUCACUUACCAGCACCAGGACAUUCAAUGACAUAUUUUAACAGAAAAAAAUGUAAACAUUCUUCUAUUGUGUAAUUUUUUUAAUAAACUGUAGAGUAGCCAUUUAAGAAGACAACAACAUCAUUAAGAUGUGUGUCAUCCUUUUCUACAGAUACAAGUGCCAUGACUUAUACAUUUAGAAAAAUCAUUUUAAAAACAUAUUUUAAAUACAUAACACAAUUGCUGGUUUUCUUAAGCAUUGCAUUUUUUCUGGAGAAAUCAGGAAAACCCUGCAUGUAAAACUUAUUUUCUAAUAUUAAACCAAACCAAACUUCAUUAAAGGUAUUGACCUACACAGAGGUGUAGCCAAUGUAGAAACAUCUGUAGACCGCUGCAUCUGCCCAGCAUGCAGUAUUUUCUUAUAGAGUAACAAAUGCGUAAAAGCAUUGCAGCAAAUAUGUAUGAUUUGGAUUUUUGGGAAAGCUAGCUAUAUUACUUACAUCUUCUUUUAUCUAUGCAAUGUAAAAUGUCUAUUUUUUUAAAACAUAGCCUACUAUACAUGUGGAGCAUGUGGCUUCUCUGAACAUGUUAAAUAAUUCUCCUCUAUUAAGAUGUAUGUGAAUAUGACCACUUUUAAAGCAACAUUUAAAUGAAAGUGUGUGUGAGUGUGUGUAUGUGCGUGCAUGCGUAAUGAAAUGAGAGAAAACUAUUAUAACUAUUAUAAGUAAACCUUAAAAUAUACUAGUACUGAUGUGUUUUUAACCAACUUUGUGUAUACAUAUAUGUAUAUAUACAUAUAUAUACAUAUACGUAUAUAUGUGUAUAUAUACAAAUAUAUACAAAGUUGCUUAAAAACACAUCAGUACUCGUAGUGGCCUUCCACUCACCGCAAACAGCACUGCAGUGUUUCAAUAUCAGUAUCGAUGAUUUUGUACAUUAUUUUAAUUUUUUUUUAAGAUACAGGCUGCUAUGUUGAGAGAACAAAUGCUAUAAUUGCAUUAGUGUUUUACAGUUUCUUAGAAGAGAGAAAAGCGCUCAGUGUUGGAAUUGCUCAAAUACACUUCAGAUUUGACACACUCAUUUAGUCAUCUGUCAAUGAUAUAUACAAUAAACUUGCUCUGGGACAAAGAUAAAGCUGUUUAUUAUCGAUUGCUUGUUGACAUUGUAUAUGAGAUGAUGACCAUAAAAAAUGAAUUCUUUAUCUUUGUGUUGGGCAGCCACUUAAUCCAGAGAGGGACCUACAACCACGAUAAAGCUCUGUUAAUAUUCUUACAUUGAUUAUGUACGCAUUUGUUAUGUUGUUAUCAUAUUCAUGACCUUUAAUCAUCUGUACCUCAUACAGCACUAAUCUCAUACAAUAUAC